Molecule: messenger RNA, 1456 nt
Organism: Amyelois transitella
Lineage: Eukaryota; Metazoa; Arthropoda; Insecta; Lepidoptera; Pyralidae
Product: zinc finger protein OZF
Exons: 6
Coding region: 186-1403 (405 amino acids)
Cellular component (GO): nucleus
Molecular function (GO): zinc ion binding
Source: RefSeq, a predicted model, not a curated record
UCUGUAAGGGGCAGGCUUGUUUUUGUUUGUUUCUAAAAACUGAAUCAAACAUUUUUUAUAACUUAAAAAUAUUAAAUACGUAGUUGUUUGUUUUGUACAUAAUGUUGAUCAAAGUACAUAGUAAUUUAAUAUUAUUGUUUACCAUCUAUAUUAUCGAUAAUUAACUGUAAUUUAUUAAUAAAGUAAUGGCUAGUUUGAAGUUAUGCCGUGCUUGUUUAGGCGCAGAAGGACCUUUUACGUUUUCACUCUUCGACAAUAUAUCUGUAGAACAAUACAGUUUCUGUACAUCUGUGGAGUCUGUUUUACAGGUGCAAAAAGAUGAUGAUCUACCAAAAAGUAUUUGUAAAUCAUGUCAUGAACUCCUCAUCCAAUUCUCGCAAUUCAAAAAAAUGUGUAUUCUGUCCCAAAACUCUCUAUUGGAGAGGAAAUGUGGGAAUGUGAAGAUUGAAAUAAAUAUAAUAAGUCCCUUCAAGCAUGAAUGUGAUCAUGGAACUGUAAAGGAAGAGGAUUACAAUGAUAAUUUCUUUUGUGAUGAUAUAUCAGAGGAUUCAAAACCCUUGAAGAAUGACAUAAACAAUAAAGGAAAAUUAAAUGACAGAUAUACAAAAAAAUUGCUAAAACGAAAAAAGAGAUCCAAAACAAAAGAAGGCGGUAAAAAGCAUAAAUUGGAGCAUGCAGGCAAAAUCGCGCCUGUUCACUGUCUGCUAUGCAAUAAAACAUUUGCCUCGUCUAAUGGACUGAAAAGGCACAAUGUAAACACACACACCCUUGUUAGCUUAAAGUCACUACAAUGCAAUACAUGCGGCAAAAUAUUCAUGAGUCAAGACUCGUUAAAGCUGCAUGUGAAGAGUCACAGUGAUAUACCGCAAAAGAUACACGUGUGUGACGUUUGUGGAAAAAAUUACCGCGACAAAUCAGCUUUAAAGCGCCAUCUGAAAACACACAAAGAAAAUAGGGAACGAGAUUAUACAUGUGAACGUUGUGGCCAGAAAUUUUACAGUAACGCAAGCCUUGCAAACCAUGUCUUUAGGAAGCAUUCGUGUCGCAGGUACAUAUGCGAUAUGUGCAACUACCCUUUUACGCAAAAAUACAAUUUGAUCCAGCAUUUACUUAUACAUGAAGGCAAAAAAUUGUACACAUGUGAGAUUUGCCAGAAAGCAUUUAGGACCCAAGGGACUUUCACCGAACAUAGGAGGACGCAUUCAGGUGAAAGGCCGUAUGCUUGCACUUAUUGUCCAAAAAGUUUCAUAUCUCGAAGGAGGUUGAAUGAUCACCAUUUGACCCACACAGGAGAGAGACCACACAAGUGUAUAGAAUGUAAUCAGAGCUUUAGCCAAAGAGGAACAUUGAAGAGACAUAUGAAAGUGCAUGAGAAGACAAACAAUUUGACGAUUUCAGACUGAUGUUGUUUUAUGGAUUAGACAUACUAAGACUAAUAAAAUAUUUGAUAUUAAAA